AUUGAGUGGAUACGGGAUUUGGUAUCCGGAAUUUCUCUCACUUCGUCCUGAUUCUCGCGUUCAGCUGAUGAUGUGGAAAAGGCCAAGAAUUGUCAGCUUUUAUCGCAGGAAUCUGGUAAGCGUUGUGCUGUAAUGGAAUAUACACGUUCACUCAACGGAUACGAGGCCAUCAGUCGGUUUCUAUCAGUAAAACAGGCACUUCGGUCCGGACGUCAGUAACCUUUGGGACGGUGCUAAACAGAUUGAAUGGCUUGGUGAUGGCAUAAAGGAGCUGCAGCCGAGGGAGAGUGAGUGUUUGACCAAAGGACAUUGGCUCCCUAAGGAUACUACGAUUCAAUCGUUACCGUACACAGGCAGGCCGUCCGUCAGGUGAAUAGGACAUCAGCAACUUUACUGGAAUACAUGUUAGAUUGGAACCGAAAUUACUUUCACAACGUAUAUAAUGUUUUAACAUGCAACGACGAUUUAAUCAACAGCUGGACAAUCUACUACCCUAACUGUCUUGAGGAUCUAUGUUAAAACGUCUUCGAAAUGUUUUCGAAGUAAAAUCACUUUAAUCCCAGCGUAGUGACCAAUACCCGUUACAUUUGGCAGCGUUGUACGCAUGUCUGUUUGGCUGUUGGCUAUCGGCCGAGAAGUCCAUGACAGCAUCAUUUAUGAUGACGGACAGCUAGUGGCUGAGUGCUGUUUGUUAACACGUUAGACAAACGGUUGUCAGCAUUCUUACAGCAUACCCCGCCGUAUAGACGGGUGCCACAUUGGCUGACAAUUGAUGUACAGUGUUAUGUGUGGUGGGGCGAGAAAGUCCGACAGUCGUGAUGAUACAGAUGCUGUAAACUUCUGCCACAGACAGAAGCAGUACCGGUUGCCAUGACACCUGAGAACUGACGCUGGGAGAUAUAAAGGUACUCAUAUUCCCGCCAUAUCUUGAUGUUCGAUGUGGAGUCCUUGGAGAGCGUUCGAUACAGCAUACAAUUCGGAGACGAAUGCUGUUACAGGUGUUGGCUUGCCGAUUACAGAAUUCACAAAAUCUGGAAGACUGUAUGUAACACGUAGGUCGAGUGAUACUGGGAUUCGACUUUCGACCAUUGACAACAUUUGGACGAGCUAGGGUCCAAUUCAAGUCUGUCAGAAAUUCUUAGUAAUAAUAUUAAUUUCAUCGAGUUUGAAUUAAGAGUGUUGAUGUAUACAGUUUAUCACAGACAUGGACAUAUAAGUGAUGUCGUGCUGCCAAACAUAUUACCGCCGUGGAGUGCGAACGCCUCAAUGAUGACUGUCCUUAUGGCGGACUAACCACAUUACGGCGGCUCUUAGCAAUUAAAACCCCAGCAUUACGACCGGGACUUGUUACGUCGACUAUGAUUAAGGAGCUUGCGAUUUGAGACACCACUCCCAAAAUGUGUUACACGUCGGUACUCGUGAUAUCAGCGAUAACAUAUCGACUCUAUUCUUCAUUAUUUAUCAUUUCCACAUGAAGGAUUCUACAGGACAGUUGUUUUCCUCCGGAAAGAAAACAUUCAGUGUUUCUUAAUUCAAAGUUCACACUGUGCACUGUGCUUGCAUCAGUUUGCUGUGUGGGGAUAUCAUAAACAGUGCGCAUUAGUUUUAAAAAUAUCAGAGCUAUUAUUGAUCAAAUAUUCUACUAGAUUGGACAUCUCAUAUUAGCACCAGUUACAAGCAUAAGAGGCGAUAUGAACGGUCAAAGGUCAAGGAAACACUUGUACUGAUGGAGGCGAUAUCGGCGAUACAGACAUGGUAUUAAAUGUUGGCGAACGUCGUACAUCAGGGCAUUAGUUGUUAUAGUUAUGUUGAUAGACACAACGUUUUUAUGUAGAGUGAAAGUCUAGCUCUAUAUUCCGAGUGAGAUAUUAUCAGACAAGUCGGUAGGAACCACGAUUCAUGUUCGUCCUCGGCGUGAGUGGGAUUCGGAUCGGGUUUACAGCUAAUGCUACCUCCUGUUGAAUACAGCAGCGAAAUUUAAAACACGGGUUUGCAUAAAUGAAGCCUUAUCUGUUUGGACGUAAUACUCCGGGACAACAGUUGACGUUAGACGCUUAGAUUAUUCUUCUGGCCUCAAAGUAAAUCCUCACAGCUCUAGAUCACGGAAUAAUCUUCUUUCGGAGGCUUAAAUCGGACGAUAAAUCAGAAAGCGUCAGCGCUUUCACAGCACGCGAGUCUUUAACAAUACCAUACAUCACGUGUGACUGAUUUGAGAAUUGAUGUUAUUGUUUUACACGUCCAGGUCUUACGGAUGUUUGUAUAACAGGGCAUCAUUUAGGCAGCACUGCUCAACACCUCUCAAACAAAUCACGACAGAUGGCGCCAAUUUGGAUGUGAUACAAAACCAAAUAUAGAGCAACUGUGUUGAUCUUUAAUAAAGGAUAAUAGCUAACAGUCUAGCAUUCCAUUUAUAACACUUAUGUGAGUUCGCAGUGGACGGGUAACACGGUUAGACAUACAUGUUUAUGGUUUGUCAGGACGUGAUAAGCACAUAGAACACCAUAUAUUCACAACAAUAAUGACGUCACAUAUUCGUUUCUAGGAGGAACGGCAUGGUAAGUGUAAACUAAAGGUCUAAGACACAGUGAAUGCAGACAGUGAUUAACAAGUCGUGUAACAUUACGAUUGUAAUAGAUUGGUGAAUCAAUUACCUUUUUAGAUUUACUACAAUCAAAAUGGCAUCGGAUACAGAGAUAACGAAAGAAAAGAUCAUUGUAGACCCUCUCUCCCACGGGCAUACCAAUGUCAUGUCUCUGGUGGGAGGUGGAGGCGCGGAGUAUAACAAGGGAAGACGGAGGAGUACAAUUCACUCAUAUACCCUUACCAACUACCACACUCUCCCCCACGAUCCGGCCACCAUGAAGGCCGUGAGGGACAUGAGCGAGACUAAAGCCCUCAAGAAUGUCAUUGUCCUCGGCUUCGCCUUCAUGUUUAUAUUCACAGCAUUCAUCUCUCUUCAAGGUCUUCAGAGUACCAUGAACUGGGAGGGUGGAGUAGGAGUUGUCUCCCUUAGCAGCAUGUAUCUCACCACCAUCCUUUCUUGUAUCGUUGCGCCAUUUAUCAUCAGAAAACUAACAGCCAAAUGGACCAUGGUAAUGUCCUUCAUAUUCUUCACCGGAUAUUUCGCGGGGAAUUUUCAUCCGGAACAUUAUAUGUUGCUCCCUUUAGGAGUUGUGCUAGGAUUUUUGGCCGGUCCAAUGUGGAGUGCGCAAGCAACUUCCAUAACCACAAUUGCGCUUGCAUAUGCCGAACAUUCCCACAUACAGGAUCAGGAUAUUGUGAUAAACAAGUUCAUGGGGAUAUUUUGUGGACUGUACAGGACAAGUAGCAUAUGGGGAAAUCUCAUAACUACACUGGUCCUAUCACAGAAUAAGACUUUCUCCAACACAUUUCAGUAUUAUAAUUCGUCAACAAACUUUACGUGUGGCUCCACCUACUGCCUAAUAGAGGAAGGAAUGGAAGACCAGGCCCGCUACUCUGCCGAUACCAUUACGAUAAUCCCUGAGAGUACCCGGAUUAUGUUGUUGAGUAUAUAUCUGGGGUGUGGUGUGAUGGGUGUAGUUAUUCUCAUCUCGCUGAUGGACCAGUGUGACCAGCACAAGGACGAAAGUGAUAAUCUGUCAUCAAAGGAAUUAUGUUUGGCCACGCUGGAUAUGUUGAGGGAUUCACGGUGUCAGCUUCUCGCCCUCAUGGUCGUCUUCGUUGGUCUGGAGCAAGGAUUCAUGUUUGGCGACUUCACCAAGGCUUACAUCUCGUGCACUCUAGGUGUCACUAGUAUCGGGCCGGUGAUGAUAUGUUUUGGGGCCGUGAGCGCUGUAAGCUGUGUCAUGAUUGGAUACUUUGCCAGUAAGCACAUCAAGCGGUUCGCCUUCAUCACUGCCGGGGCCACUUUUAACGUAGGACUACUGAUAGUACUGUGGUUAUGGAAACCAAGUCCGAACGACAUCCCAAACUUCUUCGUGGUAGCCGGAUGUUUGGGUCUGUGCGAUGCUAUUUGGCAAACACAGACGUACACUCUGUACGGCGUCCUUUUCCUCGACAGACAAGAGGCAGCCUUUUCUUCGUACCGGAUGUUCUAUGCUACCGGAUGUGCUGUAGCAUUUGGUUACAGUCACUUCCUGUGCGUGCAGACCAAGGUUUACGUGCUAGGCGGAGUACUCGUGUUAGCCUUGGUCAUGUAUUGUGUGAUCGAGAUGAAAGUUCAAUUACAGAGUCAGCAUAUCAAAGAUAUCGUCGCCUUAUAGACAGAAAUUCAUCCUGAAUCACAUUGCGAGCAGACUAACGGGUUUACAAAAUUCACUGCCGCCGCUGGGAUCGAACCCGGGACCUCUGGCUUACUUGCCUUAUGCUCUACCGAUCGAGCUAGAGAGAGAAAAUCUCUCUAAGUAAGCGGUAUAUUGCGGCUAGUAUUUACUAUGGUUACACAAUGGAAUGGUAAAGAGACCAAGCCUACAUGACAUGUAAUCAUUAAUGACGUCAGACGCUCAUUUGUAUUUUUAUCUUUACCAUAUUACAGGUACAUCGGGAUUACACUUUUACAAAACAAAUAGCCUGGUAAUUUGCUGUAACGUAUCCCAUGUCACCCGUCUAAACACUUUUGUUCAAACGGACGCUUUUAUUGGACAGUCGGAACAACAACUGGCCGGGACAAUAGAUAACUCCAAAGCACUUAAUUGUUAGAAUUUACGGUUCCCAUCCUUACGUCUUGCCUCCAAAGUGUGGAAUACCACCCUCCAGACUCCCAAUAAUCUUAUAGUAAGUCACCCGGCGACCUAUUUCGAAUACCAUUACGCGUGAACAAAGUAUCAAUAGCACAGCAAAUAAUACCCAUACCUUAAAACACCUACUACAUAAACCGUUAGAUCAAUACUAUAAUUAAGGAUCGAUGGGCGUAUCAGGAAAUGUCCGGACGUGUCACAGUUUAUCUCAACCUUGUGUGAUAGUACAGUGAAAAACACUCGUGUCCGACGUGAGAAUACGAUUCUAUCGUUUACCUACCGUGUCAAUAACUAUGCAUAAAAUAUUGUUACGACAUUGGCGCACGAUUCUAGAUUCCAUGCGCUCUACUGAUGAUUUUAAGGGUAUUUCCGAGUGUUAUAGCCGACACAAUCAGAGGCGCGCAUGUGCUACAGGUAUUUCAUAUCAUUCAUACCCAGAAAACCUUACCUGAGCUACUAUUUUUGAUAUUGUGGACAUGAAAAUUAAUGUGGUUUUGUUAUGUUAACGAUGGGUUGACAAAAUACAGAAGUACAUGAUAGCAAUGGAGUUAAGAAAACAGUUUAUCUUUCAGGAAACGAGAAAAGCCCUGUGAAUACCAACAAAGUAUGUGGUAACUUGUAGUGUAAACGAUACAUUUCAUUUUUGCCAACAUCUCCCCAUGUAUCUAUCCUGUAUUAAAAUCGAUGAAUACAACUGAUUUUGUGUGAAAACGUUUCUAUGCAUGUUUUCUUCAUAACUAUUUUUCACCUAAUGGUGUCGGCCAUCGCCCUCGGCAAUACCCCUGUAGUCUUGGUACCAAUGUUUUGGAACGCCUCGGAAUGACCUGUAAUUUCUGAAUUGAUAGACGCCGACCAAGAAAGGCUGUGAUGAUGGGCUCCUCUAGAUACUUUAGUUCCCACUCUGAUUUCAUAUGAACCCGUGUCUGUUUGAAUUAAGCUACGUUUGAGACGGUUGAAGAGGAGGGUGGAUUACGUGAAACUAGGUUUAUUUUCAGCCUUGGAUCUAUAAUAUCAGGAACGUGUCCAGGAUCACCUUGUCAAUAUCCGUGAUCUACACACACAGUAACAUUUCUAUCAAUAUUGUUCGAGAUAUGUGUUCUGCAUUUUGACUGUUGUAAACUAAACAUCCGUCUAGAUUCUUUAUCCGUCUUUGUCCAGUGUGUCCGUACACUCAAUAUACUUGUGGGCCGCAUUAAGGUUCUUAUAUUGCUGUUAACGGCCAAUUAACACGGGGGAAUGUCAUUAGGGCCAAUAAUGGAUGGGUCAAGUAGGUCAAAUCAUUUUGUCAAUAUAUAUAUUCCUUAAAUAAAUCCUCGUUCAACCUCUAAAAAGUUCGGAUGGACUUGUGGAUUGAUUAUGACCCUUUCAGUGUACAUUAGGACGUCUGUCCGGCCGUCUAGUGUAUAGUGUAGUGAAGCCAUCCUUUUUACCUUCAAACCUGAUACACGUUAGUAAAGUGUUGAGUUGAUUUCCUUGAGCGGUACGCAUAUCAUCCUGUCAUUGUGGUGGACUGCUGUUGAAAAAAUGAAAUUGUAAACGAGGCUCUGUCGUUAUUCUGUAUAGUCAACAUCAUACAUGUAUGUGAUGUCCAAUACGUAUCAGUGUGUGGAAGUUAAUGAACUUAAUUUAUUUUGGCAUGUUAUGUUUCAUUUUAAAAUAAAAUGUACGACAUAAAAAA
Molecule: messenger RNA, 6396 nt
Organism: Pecten maximus
Lineage: Eukaryota; Metazoa; Mollusca; Bivalvia; Pectinida; Pectinidae
Product: protein unc-93 homolog A-like
Exons: 4
Coding region: 2676-4244 (522 amino acids)
Source: RefSeq, a predicted model, not a curated record